Rhododendron vialii is the source of this 1662-nucleotide messenger RNA. RefSeq names its product E3 ubiquitin-protein ligase HAKAI homolog. Gene Ontology annotation, molecular function: ubiquitin protein ligase activity. The transcript is spliced from 4 exons. The record is from RefSeq and is a predicted model, not a curated record. Gene Ontology annotation, biological process: protein ubiquitination; regulation of cell adhesion. Lineage: Eukaryota; Viridiplantae; Streptophyta; Magnoliopsida; Ericales; Ericaceae. Bases 236 to 1531 code for a protein of 431 amino acids.
CCCUUCCCAACCCACGCCCAAAUUAACCAACACUUGUCGCCGUCCCUCUCGGAGCGAAAACCACCGGCUGCGGCGGACGAUCGGAGAUUCGCACAGGUUCAGAAUUCGAUACAAAUCUCACUUUUCUGAAGGUAUCUUCCAAUCGGAACAGCAAUAUAUGUAGCACUACCUCAUUAGAAGGCUUGAAGCUGAUUUUUUUCCCCGGUUAGCAGAGUGAAAAGGGGGAAUCAGUUCUAUGAAGAUGCUUCAGAUCCGGCUUAGAAGUGUUCAAUCCGUAGAAGGGGCCUCUGGGGGAAAGAACGUGCCAGUGGAAACUGUGACAGUUGCAUGUCCUGAGCACCUAAUCCUUGCAGAUCUUCCUGUAGCGAAGGGCCUUGGCUCAGCGACUGCUACAUCACUUGUUAAGACUGUCGGUCGCAGGUCCCGUCGCCAGCUUGGCGAGCGAGUUCAUUUUUGUGUCCGCUGUGAUUUUCCUAUUGCUAUAUAUGGACGCCUGAGCCCUUGUGACCAUGCCUUCUGUCUUGAUUGUGCAAGGAGUGAUUCCAUCUGCUAUCUCUGUGACGAACGCAUCCAAAAGAUUCAGACUAUCAAAAUGAUGGAUGGCAUCUUCAUCUGUGCUGCUCCUCAUUGUCUCAAGUCCUUCCUAAAGAAAACCGAAUUUGAAUCUCACAUUCAUGGGACCCACGCCGACCUUCUCCAGCGCAACAUAGAGAAAGAAGACGGAGGAAAUGAUUUGGAAGCUGCCAGUGCCAGACAGCCUACACCCUCUGAGUCCACUGCCCGAGCGCCCCCAAGGCAAGUAUUCUCUCCUAGGGACUCACAACCUAGGGAGCCACCACUACCCAGGCCAAUCAUGCAACCAAAGCAGCAGACCUCAUCAUUUUUCGGUCAAGUUCAAAAUCAGUCAGAAACCCCUUUUCCUGAUUACCCUCCGAUGCAUGGCCAUCCACCACCUACUUUUGCAGUGCCAAUUAAUUCAAAUCCAGUUGUGGGUCCCCCUCCAUUUGGUUACUCUCCUUUUCCACCCGAAGGAAGUCUUCAAUUUUACGGUAGUCCCUACGAGAUUGCACGGCCAGAUUCAGCACCAGAAGUAGGAGCAGAACAGGGGUCGCUUUUGGGUUUUCCACCGGGUCAAGCUGUAGGAGCAAAUUUCUCGGAUGGUUUUCCGCGGCCAUGGAUUAUGGGACCUACAGGUCAAGGAAUGGUGGAUGGUUUUCAAGUAAGGCCUGUGUUCUUUCCGGGGGAUUAUGGGCCGAAUAUGGGAGUUUUGGCUUCAAAUAUGGUUCCACCUUCGACGAAUAAGGUGGUGGAACAGGUCCAGGGUGGAAGUGGUGUGGACCCCAGGGAUGGGAAAGGUAUAUUAGCACCACAGCCUUUGCCAUUUCCUCCGCUGCCUCCACCGCCAGGUCCACAUCAUUUAUUGCAACCCAAUCGAGAUAAGUCGUACUCAGAUCAUGACAUGGGCCGCGAUGGGAGAGAGUUUGGGUGGCAGCAUGAGUUGCAUGAGAACUUUGGAAGUGGCCAGGAUUAGUGAUUCAAUUGGCUUCUCUUUGUUCUACUGUUUCGUCUUGGUCUUGAACUUAUGCUGCAUUUUAUAUUCGUUUAAAUGGUCUGUAUAACUUUUAUAGACUUUUAUAUAGCACUUUCCUUCUGUUUUGGCUA